ACGUGUUACUACGCUACGUGAAUCCAUUUAGAGUCCCGAUACGCGUGACGUAGUCGCAGCGAAGAGCAGAUACACCACGGUAAGAUAGCAGUUGGGGCUCAACCGACGAAGGGUAUUGUUCGACUCCCGCAGACGUAGGGUUGACUGGAUUUCCAACUCCCAAUGUUGCAACUUACUUCUGUCCGAUAUUAAGCACACAGCACGAGUCCAGUACACGGCACAACCACUCACACGUUGUCCGUAACUUUUCCAUGGCGCACAGUUUAGUACUUUGCACCAAAAUAAUCACAAAAAUGCACCAAAAAUGUUACAUACACGUAACGGCACGUUUCUUCCUAUGUGUAAUGUCACUGCAAGCCAAAAUGGCGUCGGCCAUUACGCCCAAAGACGGCGGAUAGAUACUCAGAUACAAGUUAUUUCUACUUUAAAAUGUAGUUUGCAAUGAAUUUGUGUUAUAAAACUUGUCUAGGUCUAAUUAAACCCCACCGUUAGUAACGCUACGACAUCAAGCAACGCGUCCAUAACGUCGAUUCCCGUCUCGGCGUACAGAGCGCGAUGAAAUUAUAGUUCGUACACUGAACACAGAUGUCAGUAGCAAUUAUAGCCUCUGUGAAGAGUUACUGAUUUUGUGAAUUUUUGUGAUAUCGUCAGACACGCUGAAGUAUUUCGAAGCCAAACAAUGACUUAUAAAAGGAAAAAAUAUCAUAAAGGCGAUACACAUGUGAAGAAGAAAUGGAGAACGAAGCGCCGAACGAAAGACCUUGAUGAGAUUGACGAGGAUAUGAAAGAAAAGAAUGCAAAACUGCUACUAAAUCAAGAAAUAGAUUUGGAUAAACCUGGAAAUGCACAGUUUUAUUGUUUGCAUUGCGCGAGGUAUUUCAUUGAUGAAUCUGCACUGACUGAUCAUUUCCGGACGAAAGUUCACAAGCGUAGGCUGAAAGCUCUUGAACUGGAACCAUACACCGUAGAAGAAUCGGAGAGAGCUGCUGGCAAAGGCCAGUACCAACCUCCCAAGAGAAGGAAGAUUGAAACACAGAGUACAGGAGAUGAUACCUAUGUUGAAUCUGGUGACAGAAUGACUGAUUAAAAUAGUCAUUUCUGUAAACACUUUAGAAACAUAAUCGAAAAUGAUAUUUGCCUCCCACUUCAUGAAAUCUUUAUGUGGAUGCAGUAUGUUAUUACGAACAUACUGCAGCUCAACUUUAUUUGUUACAGGUAAUAAAGCACAUAAAACUGCAUCAAUUCUGAUUCCACAUCUUGAUUGUGAGGAAAAGUUUCAGGGUUUAGAAAAUCUGAAGAGAAAUGUUAUGUUACGCAAACUUAAUCUUGAUGUUGAUAACGUCCAUCAGUUGUGGGAAAAAUUAAGAUCUAUUGAACAGACAAAAGAGUGUAUGGAACAAAAACGCAUAGAAAUAGCCAGUAUAACAAAAGCCUUAAAGAAAAACAAUAAUUUACAGGAAAUAGAGAAGCUCAAAAUUCAAGGUAGGUCACUAAGAGAUGAUAUUAAAAAAGUAACUAAGAAAUUUUGGGAAAUGCAGGAAAAAGCGAUUGGGCAGUUUUUGUCAUUGCCAAAUGAUUUAGACCGUGAUACACCCGAAAUGGAAGAAAAAGUUUUGUAUGAAUUUGGUAAUGUACCCCAGGAUGCCUCAGAAUGCCACACUGUGAUAGGAAACAAACAAGAUUUGGUGAGGUAUUUUAGUCCAGUUUGUUACUAUUUAAAUGGAGCUGCAGCAGUUUAUGAAUUAAAAUUGCUCCAGCACUUUGCUGAUUCACUUCACGAAGCAGAAUUUGCGGAGACAUGUAACUCUGACUUUGUAAGGAGCAUAGUAGUUGAAGGAUGUGGAAUGAAGCACAUUAAUUCAGUAUCAGUGUUCACUAUAGAACACAGUGACACGGGUGUAUCAGAUAUCAAUAAUAGGCUUCACUUAGUUGGAGGUGCUUCUUUGCCUGCAUACUGUGCUUGUCAUGCAAAGACCAUUGUCACAGGUUCUCUUCCAGUUAGGUAUUUUACAGUAGGUCGACAAUAUAGUCCCAUACAAAGUAAAAGUUUGCCAGGAUUAUUUCACACUUGCCAGGCAUCAUGUGUGGAAUUGUUUGUGUUAACUUCGGACACUCUGAAAGACCUGAAAGCAGAAUUCCAACGGACGUUAAAAGCUGUUACAGGCAUAUACAGGAGUCUGGGACUACCCUUCAGAAUUGUGCUUUUCCCUGCCAACUCACUCAAGCAAUGGGAAAGUUUAAGAGCAAGCAUUCAGAUGUUUUCUGUACACAAUAAGUCUUUCAUAGAAGUUGGAUAUCUUUCUUUGUGUAAUAAUUACAUAAGCAAACGUUUGCUUAUGUAUUAUGAAACACCAGAGAAGGAUAAAAAAUUUGUGCAGGUAUUGUCAGGAACUGUGCUAUCUGUGCCAAAGUUUCUAGGCUGUGUGUUAGAAAAUGGACAUUUUUCAGACUUGAAUAUUUAAUUUAGACUGCAGAAAUGUAUUUUUGGCUAGUAAUGUAUGUAGCUGUUACUGUUAUUACUUGUAAAUGAGAAUCUUUUCAGAAUAAAAUGAUAAAGUCCUUUUUUA
Messenger RNA from Schistocerca gregaria, 2567 nucleotides. RefSeq names its product zinc finger protein 593 homolog. The transcript is spliced from 3 exons. The coding region runs from base 680 to 1087 and encodes 135 amino acids. Gene Ontology annotation, molecular function: zinc ion binding; nucleic acid binding. The record is from RefSeq and is a predicted model, not a curated record. Lineage: Eukaryota; Metazoa; Arthropoda; Insecta; Orthoptera; Acrididae.